CAAUGCUUAAGGUUAUUACAAAUAAUAGGGAGCUAAGAUGUGUUUAUGUUCAGAAUACUUUUAUGGUGAUACAUUGCAUUAAUCCAAACAGCCCUCUGGAGAUCAGUGAGGUGACUGUCACAGUGGAAACAAUCAAGUACAACCAGCCAGCCAUCUCUGAAGAAUUUGUUUGUGAGAAAACUGUUGCAGAAGAUGCAUCUGAAGGCUCCACAGACCCCAUAGCAGUGGGCCAUAGUAGCUUUGCAACACAAGAAACAGAAACUGCAGAUGCAGGAGCUGAGCAGAAGGUGUGGCACUUCCCAAUAUCAGCGAUACAGACAUUGGAAGAUGGAAAGCAGGUCGUUGAGAUCCCGACUCCUGUUGGCCCCAAAAUUGUCCCUGUGCCCACACUUGCACCUGGGACCUCGAAUGUCAUUGUCAUGGCGACUGAUGCCCCCGAUUCUCCUGAGUGGAUGUCAAGAAAGAAAUGGAAUUUAGUGCUGAUCCUUUUAGAGGUACACCAGCACCAAAAGGAAGAAAUUCAUCUCUUCAUUUGAUUACAUGAGCUUUUGAUUACAAGAACUCUGCUAAUAUCAAAGAAAGAUGUAGGUAUCUUUAUAAGUACUUUAUUUGCAACAGAGCCUCAUUAUUAGUGUGUUGGAAUGGAAUGUGAAUUUUAUUAUUCUCCAGUGCAGUGUUUAGAUUUACCUCAUGCAAGAUAGCAAGUUAAAUAGAACUCUCUCCUGCUCCCAGUCUCUCUGUCUGUCCUUUUCUCUCUUCCUCUCCCCCUUUCUCUCCCACUCCCUUUUCCUCCCUUUCCUUUCUCUCUCCAUCCUCCACUCUUCUCCUCUCUCUUCCUCUUCACCCUCUCUCUCUUCUUCCUCUUCCUCUCACUUCAACUCUUAUUCCCACUCUCACUUUUAUUCUCCUUCUCCUUAUUAUUUUAUUGUCCAAUGUAUUUUUUUGGUGGUCUCAGGUUUUUGAGAAUUAUUGUGUGAAGAUGGAAUAUAUUCAGAACCUGUAGUAUGAGUUUCUCAUAACAUUUCUUUUAACAAUUUGAAACAAGGAAAUUAAUAUAUCUUUUCCUUUUUGAGCCAUCAGAUCUCACUUAUAUGUAAGGUGUAAUACAUUUUCUGGUCAUCACAUUUUUGCUGGGUUUCAGAGUUGUGUGUAUCAUUAUUGCAUAUUGUUAUAUAUCUUCCCAUUAGAUAAGUAUUUUUUCCUUUCUUAGUUGUAUUUGUAAAUUUGUGUAUAUGUGUACUAUAUAUAUUUUUGUUAAAUUCAUGGGCUGAGUAAGAGCCUUAUCUUUUUGUUGGGAGAUUUGCUUAUCAAAUUAAUUUAUUAUUUGUGUAAUACCAUUAAAGAUUAAUGUAUUACUCACCUAUGAAUCUUAUAUCCAGCCCCAUUGAUAUUCUCUGACUGGAUUUGUCAUUUUGUAUAUCUUUGGUUAUUUUGCCUGCCAGAGGAGUCAAAUAACCAAUCUUGUUUUGGAGAAAAAAAUGGUUACUAAAAGACACUGCAGUUUAGAUUUUUUAAAUUUUCAUGCUAUAUCUACAUUAGUAAAGGUAUCCAAUCGAAAUCUUUCAGAUUUAUUGCAUUUGUCAUCCAUGAGACUAAUGUUUCAACAUGCAGUUUUAAGUACAGUUGCCUUUAUUACAACAGUUUUAAAUUGGAAAAGCCCUUUCUGUAACAACUAAGAUAUCUGUUAAACCCCUAUAUAGCCCAAACUAAUUGUUCCCUAGCUGUGAUUCAUUCCCCAGGAAUCCUAUUUUGAAACAUCAAACACCUUCCAUGCUUCUGAUCAUGUUAUAGUAGCUAACCUCAUGUUGAAAAAUGAAAGGAGAAUUUUUUUGAACAUGGAAGACAGCAUUCUAGUUAUUUAACAUCUGGUUUCCUUUUUCAUGGUGAGCAUGGUUGCCCCUGCCACCCAAUUUUCAACCAUGGAAUUAUACGCUGUGCUUUAUUAUCAUUAUUAUUAUUAUUAUUAUUAUUAUUAUCAUUAUUAUUAUUGUUGUUGUUGUUGUUGUUGUUGUUAUUUUAAUUCUCCAUAUGUAUUCCUAAUGAGCAGAUCAAAAGAACAAAUAUCAAGUAUAUCAUACCUACAUUGAUAAAAGAUUACCAGAUUAAAAAGAAGGCUAUUUAGCUAAUCAAACAAAAUAAAUAGAUAGAUAAAAAGCUGCUUUGCCUUUUAAACAUUUUGUGACAGUAAUCUGUACAGGAUACAGUGUUCUGAUAGUACUGUUCCAGGGUUGAUAGUCAAAAACCUUUGUGGAAUAGGGAAAAACUAGAGGGAGCAUGUCAGGAAUGCACACUGCCACCUGCUGGUCAAGGAAGUCCUCGCACUUUUUCUUGUGCUUUAAUGUUCUUUUCUUUAAUGUGUAUUUUUUUCUUUAUGAUCACAUUUCUCUCUCAUUCCAGUAGAAGAUAGCUUGGGAUUUAGUUUGGAUUUCUGAUAGUU
This is a messenger RNA of Penaeus vannamei (Pacific white shrimp), 2437 nucleotides long. It is a transcript of the gene Bdp1, whose product is annotated as transcription factor TFIIIB component B'' homolog Bdp1. Gene Ontology annotation, molecular function: TFIIIC-class transcription factor complex binding. The record is from RefSeq and is a predicted model, not a curated record. Gene Ontology annotation, cellular component: transcription factor TFIIIB complex. Lineage: Eukaryota; Metazoa; Arthropoda; Malacostraca; Decapoda; Penaeidae. Gene Ontology annotation, biological process: RNA polymerase III preinitiation complex assembly.